This is a messenger RNA of Sciurus carolinensis (gray squirrel), 1039 nucleotides long. It is a transcript of the gene Chchd6, whose product is annotated as coiled-coil-helix-coiled-coil-helix domain containing 6. Bases 107 to 823 code for a protein of 238 amino acids. Gene Ontology annotation, cellular component: mitochondrion; MICOS complex. The transcript is spliced from 8 exons. Lineage: Eukaryota; Metazoa; Chordata; Mammalia; Rodentia; Sciuridae. The record is from RefSeq and is a predicted model, not a curated record. Gene Ontology annotation, biological process: cristae formation; DNA damage response.
GUCCUGGAAAGCGUCGGCGCAGCGCGCGCAGAGCGCGGCGUCUGCCUGGUUGCUCUGGAGCCGACUCUCGUGGUUGCCGGUUCGCGGUUCUGUCAGCCUCCUGCCAAUGGGGAGCACGGAGAGCUGCGAGAGCCGCAGGGUGUCUUUCGGCAUGGACGAGGAGGAGCGGGUCCGGGUGCUGCAGGGCAUCCGGCUGUCUGAGAACGUGGUGAACCGCAUGAAGGACCCUUGCCAGCCCUCAGGGCAGCAGCCCACCUCUCCGUCCUGCACCUGCAGCCCUGCAGAAGGCAGCGCCCGAGCCCCGCAGAAAGAAUCCAAACUGCCCAGGUUCGAGACCAGCGGUGACCAGCAGCCCUCAGGGGUGAAGGAGGAUCUCAAGAGGUUCCAGCAGGAGCAGGCCUCCAUCCAGGACGAGCUGUUCCAGGUGGUGAGGAGGGAGAGGGAGGCCGCCGCCAAGCACCUGAAGGCCCCCCUGCCCCGGGAGGAGGCCAGCGCUGACCCUGAGAGGCAGAAGUCGGCCCAGCUGGCCAGGGAGCUGGAGAACAGAGAGGCCGAGCUCCGCCGCCGCGACACCUUCUACAAGGAGCAGCUGGGACGCAUCGAGAAGAAGAACGCCGAGAUGUACAAGCUGGCGUCGCAGCAGUUCCACGAGGCCGCGACGAAGGCAGAGAGCGCCAUAAAGCCCCGCAGGGUGGAGCCCGUGUGCACAGGUCUGCAGGCCCAGAUCCUCCGCUGCUACCGCGACCACCUUCAGGAGGUGCUGCUGUGCUCAGACCUGGUCAAGGCGUACCAGCACUGCGUGAGCACCGCCCACAAGGGUUGAGGAUCAGCCAUGAUUCCCGGCCCUCGCAGUGACUUGGAGCCCUGAAGAAAGGACCACCCGUGGGACCACACACCCCCGGCCACAGCCUCGAGGCCCCGCCGUUGCUGCCGGGCGUCUCUGUGACCUGCGAGCUGGGCCGCCACGCACUAGGAGACAGCGUGUCCCCGCCCGAAGGCAAAUAAAGCAGGUGUCUUUGUUCUCAGUCAUUCACUCGUG